Messenger RNA from Maylandia zebra (zebra mbuna), 673 nucleotides. Its product is annotated as acylphosphatase-2. The record is from RefSeq and is a predicted model, not a curated record. NCBI's taxonomy places the organism in Eukaryota, Metazoa, Chordata, Actinopteri, Cichliformes, Cichlidae. Gene Ontology annotation, molecular function: acylphosphatase activity.
GAGGACGACAUGACCAUGUGGUGAGGAGGCGGACGGAGACGCUGCAGAGCUCUUCUGUUAAAGGGACAUUUCUGAGCUCGAGUCUCUCAGGAUGUCUGCUGAUGACUCAGCCGGAAGCAAUCUGGUGUCGGUGGACUUUGAAAUCUUCGGUCACGUCCAGGGUCUGCGUCUGCUUCCGAAUGUACACAGAGAAGGAGGGUCUGCGGCUCGGGCUGGUCGGCUGGGUGAAGAACACCUACAAAGGGACGGUGGUGGGACAGGUGCAGGGUCCGGCUGACAUGGUGGAGGAGAUGAAGGUGUGGCUGAGCAAAGAAGGAAGUCCCACCAGCCGGAUCACCAGAGCCUCCUUCACCAACCAGAGGUCGAUCGACAAGCUGGAGCUCUCCGGCUUCAAGACUCGCUUCUGACCAGUGAAGCAAAGAUCCUGCAAACAGCUUCUCCACCGUCCCCUGGAAGAGGUCAGAGGUCAACGAUGCUCCUACAGAUUCAAUGAAUGAAGACUUUGGACGUCAUGAAACCACUGCUGCUGGUUUAUUCAGAGGGUGACUGAGAAUUUAUUUAUAGUUUUUAAUAAGUUGGAUGUUGGCUUUGUGUCUCCAUCUGUACAGCAAGCACCUAAAAACACUGGAACCAUCAAAGCCUGAUUUGUAUGAAUUAAAUAUCUUCCAUCGUC